This is a messenger RNA of Paramecium primaurelia, 184 nucleotides long. The record is from the annotation of a GenBank genome assembly. NCBI's taxonomy places the organism in Eukaryota, Ciliophora, Oligohymenophorea, Peniculida, Parameciidae.
AUGAUUGUUAAAGGAAAUGAAUUUUUAUUUAGAAUCUACAGUGAUUGUAAUUUGGUUACUUAAGGAUCAAAAAAGAAUAUUUACCAGGAGUAAAAUACAUUUAAAUUUAUUUAGCAAUAGAAUUUAAUUGAAUAUGGAAAAUAAAGACUAUAAAAUUUUAGCCAAAACAAUUUUAAAGAGCUGA